Molecule: messenger RNA, 934 nt
Organism: Pelobates cultripes (western spadefoot toad)
Lineage: Eukaryota; Metazoa; Chordata; Amphibia; Anura; Pelobatidae
Source: the annotation of a GenBank genome assembly
AUGUGCAAAAAGACACCCGCGCCAUCAGGGCCUUACUACAAUGCACAGCAGCCCAGAAGCCUGCGACAGCGACAACCCCAAGGAGUGUUCAGCAGGCUCAGAUUCACCAUUAGAGGAACACACAGACCUGUGACCCAAGUGGUAUAACUGGAGCAAGAGGCGUUAAUCCCUGCCACCAAGCUAGAUAUACACAACCUAUUGCUUAAAAUAAAGCAAAUGUUUGCUGCGGACCGAGGUCCAAGCAAUGACUUUCCGAACGCAAGCCUCAUAGGAGGAUAUAAUAGACCUAAGGCAAGAAGUACAGGGUCUCAGAGAAAGCUUCCAUCAACUCCAAUCCUCUCAUGAUGCUUUACUCACUAAGAUGGACCUUAUGGAAAACCGCAACUGGUGGGUAAACGUUAAGAUUAGAGGCAUUCCUAAUGCAGUCUGCCCAGCUGAAUUGCCCCACUAUCUGAGACCACUAGCCGCUACUCUGUUACCACACUCUUAAGUCAAAAAGCUGAUGUUUGAAAGUUGCUUUAAAAUCACUUAGGAGGUGGGGCCAGACAGAGCAGACGUAUGUUGGUUGUGUUCCUAAGCAAAGUCUGCUAAAUAGGCCUUUUCUGCCUGCCAUCUUGCAGUUUUCACCUCAUAAUACGCUUUAGUGCUAAGAGGGGACCCGGUACCGGAAUCUGUACUUUCCAAGCCCCGAACGCCUAGCUUAGAAUUUCUGGAGGAGUGGCGACAAAUGCAUCCAGGAUUUUCCAGUGAGGUACAACGCGACACUUACCUCCUUGAGAGGGAUCCUCUCCCUAACACCCAGCAGUCUCCUCGCAAAUCGGGGGAAAAGGCGCAAGAGAUCCGCUGGAGCGACCCUACCAGUUUGGGCAUAUCUACCAUGUGGUGGAUUCCUGUGUUUUUGUUUACUCACGAUGUUAUAGCCUACUCUUUCUGA